GCGGCCUGGAGAACAGUGGAAAAUAUGUACUCAGGGAUUCUUCAAUCUUGGCACCAAAUCUGACGGAGGAGGAACCAACCGAGUCAGAACUCAGAGCCCACUCGUGAGUUGCAAGUCUGUGAAAUGAGUGCCACUCUUUGGAAUUGGAUUCUUCAGUCUCUUUCAUAUUCACUCACCACUCGCCAUUUGUCAGAAGCUUAUUGCCUUGAUGGCAAGGACUGGAAUUUGCUCCGCUCACUCUACCACCGUCGCCUUCGUCUGGUUCACCUCUGCCGUCCUCUUCUUCUUCCUCUUCCAAAUGGCCCUCCACAACUCUGGUUCUGGUUCUGUUUCUUCAUCAGAGUUGAGGUCAAAAUUGUACGAUAAGAUGGAGAAGGAUUUGGAUGAGAAAGGGGCAGUUUUCCUCAAGGAUGGUGAAACAUCUCAGUCUCUAUCACUUUCUGAUCUCUUCACUAUUAAGGAUGGAUCUGUGACCCCUGUAUUAAAGGCAGCAAAUCCUCCUGUUCGUGCUAAUGUUUUGUAUCUAAGCACAGAGUACUCAGUUCCCAUAUCUGAGGCUGUAAAAUCUGUAUUCAAUCCUCAUUUUGAUAAAGCAAUUUGGUUUCAGAACUCUAGCAUGUACCAUUUUAGCAUGUUUCACGCAUCACAUCAUAUUACACCGGUUCCUGCUACUGAAGAUGAGAUUGAAGCUGAAGUAGCUGCUGUGAAGUCUGCAACAGAGCAUAUGUGCCGACUGAAAAUAGUUCUAGACAGGGUUAUUCUAACUUCAACAGGUGUUCUUCUAGGAUGUUGGCAGGUAAUAUCAGGGACAGAUCCUGUAACCAUCCGUGCUAAACUAAGGACGGCACUUCCACAUGCACCAGAGAAACAACUUUAUGAUGCUGCUAUUCUUCACACAUCAUUUGCUCGUCUUUUGGGUCACCCGAAACUUUCUGAAAUGCUGCAUGGAAGCUCUGAUGAACUCCAACUCUUUCACGAGCUGGUUGCUCGCUUGAAUAAACAAAUCCGUGGAUUUGAGGCAGUGGUGUCCGAGCUGUGGUAUGUGGAGGAAUACGAUGUUUUAGCUCUGGCUUUGAAUGGAAGAAUGAAGAUUCGCAAGUUCCAACUUGGGUGCUCCAGUUCUUGAGGCAAAGACUAUCCAUUGAAGCAAAAUACAUGAACAAACAACACUCAGUUUUAAAGAGUUAAUCUUGUAAACAAACCGUAGUCGUCAUAUACUGCUACUUCGGGCUAAAAGUAUGAGUAUAUUUUCCUCCAAAUUGUCUUCUCCACCUCCUCAGAAUGAUUCAGAGAUAUUUAUUGUAAAUGAAGUAUGAAGUAUGAACCACUCUUUUGUACAAUGACAUAUUUGCCGAAUUUUUAUAAGAGCACGAGCAAGACCUCCGUAA
This is a messenger RNA of Momordica charantia (bitter melon), 1388 nucleotides long. RefSeq lists its product as uncharacterized. Lineage: Eukaryota; Viridiplantae; Streptophyta; Magnoliopsida; Cucurbitales; Cucurbitaceae. The record is from RefSeq and is a predicted model, not a curated record.